AUGAGCGUCAUCCAUGUCGGAUUCUGUGACGUCGCCAAGACCCGAUAUCAACCCCACAACGGCUCAUCGAACGCUCCACGAGGCGAGGAACUGGCCAUGGACAUGCUAGAACUUUCGGAGCAUCCCACCCACGGUCCACAACCCUCUGGCCAACCGACCCGCAUCGCAUCGGCAUCCCACCGCGCCAUGCUCGAUCCGAUCCCCGCAUCAAGCCAUGUGGUAGUGGAGGAAACUCCCGCCAGCACCGAAUCGUCCACAUCUACCACGCCCGCGCCAACCCCGCCCACGUCUGCAACCCCCGCAUCCCUACCCCGACCCCAGGGGUAUACAACCUUUGGCCGUCGCUCACAUAAGAAGAGCCGCACAGGUUGUGCGGUAUGCAAGGCGCGGAAGAUUAAGACCUCUAUCCUCCAUCCGACGGAAGAUGAUCCCCUUCCAACCCUCGAGCUUGAACUCCUCCACAACUUCACCACCCGUACCUACACCACCCUGACCGCAGACUCGAGCCUCUGGACUUUCUGGAGAGAUGACAUGGUGCAAUUGGGGUUCACUUGCGACUAUAUUAUGCGCGCGGUGCUAGCUGUUAGCGCGCUGCACUUGGCAUAUCAUAGGCCGGACAAAAGGGACUGGUAUACAGCCCAGGCGAUAUUGCUUCAUCAGAGGGCGAGUCGGUCGGCUAUGAAGGUGAUGGAGAGGGCCGAGGGUUUGGAUAAGGAUGAGACAGCAUGUUUGUUCUUGUUUAGUAUGUUGACUGUCUUCUUCGCCCUAGCAACCCCCCGCUCCCCCACGCCAUCAGGCACGUUCUUCAUAGGCGACUCUGGCAUCCCCGACUGGGCCUUCUUGCUAAGCGGCGCAAAAUCCAUCAUGGACGUGCUCGGCUGGGAGAGGCGGCAUGAGACCGUUGCAGCACCCUUUUUGUACUAUGGAGCGCGUAGAUGGGAAGCGCAUUGUGCGAAGCUGAAGGCUGUUAAGGAAAAGCUGGGCGCUGGAGCAGCGUCCGGGUCUGGACUGGAGUCUGGCAGUUGUGGGGAGGGGUCGGCUUCGGGUUCAGCUUCGAAUCCAGGGUUGGAGUCGAACAUAGCCUCAGGCCCAGGAUCGAUUACCAGCUCAGUUGCAUCAUCUCUCGCGCCUGGGAGUGCCGCUGAAGGCAUCUCUUCCCGCCUGCUACCCCUCACCUCCCUCCGAGAGAAGAUAUCAGCCACGAUUCCUGCAUCAGAAACGGACUUGCUCAAAACCUACCUCACGGCCCUUGACCUCCUAGAACCCUCCCUCCUGAUCAUAACUCAUGAACACUCCCUCUCCUUGCACGACUCCCCACACUUCCGACACGACACCAAGGAUGUGCUGGAUGCCAUGGUUUGGCUGUGGCUGGUGUCCGAUUCCCUUGUUCCCUUGUUAAGGGAGCCAACAAAACAUCAGGAGGCGGUAGUUAUUUUCGCUCAUUUUUGUGUGUUGCUGAAGCAUUAUGACAGUCACUGGUGGUUACAGGGGUGGGCAGACCAUUUGAUGGGGCGGGCGAUGGAGAUUUUGGAUGAGGAACAUCGGGCUUGGAUUAAGUGGCCUGUGAUGGAGAUGAGGUGGAAAGGUUGA
Thermochaetoides thermophila DSM 1495 is the source of this 1590-nucleotide messenger RNA. RefSeq lists its product as uncharacterized. The coding region runs from base 1 to 1590 and encodes 529 amino acids. The transcript has 4 exons. The record is from RefSeq and is a predicted model, not a curated record. Gene Ontology annotation, molecular function: DNA-binding transcription factor activity, RNA polymerase II-specific. NCBI's taxonomy places the organism in Eukaryota, Fungi, Ascomycota, Sordariomycetes, Sordariales, Chaetomiaceae. Gene Ontology annotation, biological process: regulation of transcription by RNA polymerase II.